This is a messenger RNA of Morone saxatilis (striped sea-bass), 1797 nucleotides long. It is a transcript of the gene adap2, whose product is annotated as ArfGAP with dual PH domains 2. Gene Ontology annotation, molecular function: GTPase activator activity; phosphatidylinositol bisphosphate binding. Gene Ontology annotation, cellular component: plasma membrane; intracellular membrane-bounded organelle. The transcript is spliced from 11 exons. The record is from RefSeq and is a predicted model, not a curated record. Lineage: Eukaryota; Metazoa; Chordata; Actinopteri; Moronidae. Gene Ontology annotation, biological process: positive regulation of GTPase activity. The coding region runs from base 265 to 1404 and encodes 379 amino acids.
AGCGCUGUGCACUGUGUGUAGGCUGUUUAAAAAAGGACAACCCCCCAGAGACAAAAGCAGCGCGCAUUGUUUGCUCCAGAGGAGGGAGGUCGCCGCCUGCUUUGUGUUAGGACAUCCAAAACAUAAUCUGUCGCAACUUCCAGUUUUCAAAUGGACGUUUCUGUCAGUUGCAUGUCGCCACGUGUGAAGCUAUGUGACCACCAUGUUUAGUUUCGACCGAGGGAUUCAUCGUCGUUUGAGAAGAGACCCCGACUUUGUGCCGAUAUGGCAAACCAUGAGCGCAACAAAAAGAUCUUACUGGAGCUGGUGAAGCGUCCGGACAACAGGCGAUGCGCCGACUGCGGCGCGCCCGAUCCAGACUGGGCAUCCUACAAACUGGGUGUGUUUGUGUGUCUGAACUGCUCUGGCAUCCAUCGCAGCCUGUCCAGCCGGGUCAAAUCCAUACAGCUGGACUUCUGGGAGGAUGAGCUGGUGGAGUUCAUGAAAUCCAAUGGAAAUGUCAGCGCCCAGGCUUUGUAUGAGAAAGCUGUUCCACCGUAUUACUAUCGGCCCCAGGAAAAGGACUGUGUUGUCUUAAGGGAGCAGUGGAUUCGGGCUAAAUAUGAAAGGAUGGAAUUCACAGGAGUAACUAAGUAUCCACCCAUUUCAUAUACCACAGGUUUCUAUGAAGGGAUGCUGUGGAAAAAAGGGAAAGAGACCACACAGUUUCUGAAGAGGAAGUUUGUUCUGUCAGAGAGAGAAUUUACCCUGACUUACUACAACAAGGAAAAUGAGUCCAAAGGCCCUAAAGCUGUGAUCCCCAUCAAGGACCUAAACGCCACCUUUCAACCGGAGAAGAUUGGACACCCUCACGGGCUGCAGAUCACCUACCAAGACGACAAUCACACCAGGAACCUCUAUGUUUAUCACGAGAGUCCUGAGGAGAUAGUCACAUGGUACAACGCCAUUCGCGCCGCUCGCUAUGCAUACCUGAAGACAGCAUACCCGACUGGUAGCGAUGAAGAGCUGAUACCAAAGAUAACAAGAAACUACCUCAAAGAGGGAUACAUGGAAAAGACAGGGCCACUGCAAAAGGAACCAUUCAAAAAGAGGUGGUUUAUUUUGGACUCUCAAAACAGGAAGUUGUUUUACUUCAAAGGCCAGUUGGAUGCGGAGGAGUUAGGGGUGAUUUUCAUCGGCACAGAGAGCAAAGGUUACUCUGUAAAGGAGUGUGUCCCGAAGCAUGCUCGGGGAAACAAGUGGAAGUGUGGUGUUAUGGUGGAGACGCCCGAGCGGCAGUUUGUCUUCAUGUGCGAGCAGGAGAGGGAGCAGAGAGAGUGGCUGGACGCCCUCAGACAGGUCCUGCACAGGCCAAUGGCACCGCAGGAUUACACCAUUGAAGCCAACAUCAACUAUAAAAGAUAAACAACUUAGAGGUGUGUGAACAGGAUGAUGGAGAGGAGACUGCUGUUACUGCAACUGUGUCAGGACUGACUGUGGUUCACCGUGUCACGCCCAGUACUCAUCUCUGUGCUGUAGUAAAGCAUCUUGAACCAUUACUCUGACUAUGCUCUGUGUGCAUUAAAGACUUCCAUCCACUCCCGUUAACUGACAUUGGAUCUGAUGCUCAAUCUCAGACUUCUGAGCGAUUGUAUCAUUAUGUAAUAUGUACUCAAACAUACACCCCUGUAGAUCAACAACCACUGCAUAUGGAUGGUUAUUCAUUUUUUUAUAUUUUAAAUUGCUGAAUGAAUAACCAUAUAGUUUUGGUAAUGUUUCACAAUCUUAUGAGCAAAAAAUAAAUUACUUUUAAAAAAA